Molecule: messenger RNA, 945 nt
Organism: Serpula lacrymans var. lacrymans S7.9
Lineage: Eukaryota; Fungi; Basidiomycota; Agaricomycetes; Boletales; Serpulaceae
Exons: 7
Coding region: 42-872 (276 amino acids)
Biological process (GO): nucleotide-excision repair; DNA replication; double-strand break repair via homologous recombination
Cellular component (GO): chromosome, telomeric region; nucleus; site of double-strand break
Molecular function (GO): DNA binding
Source: RefSeq, a predicted model, not a curated record
ACCGUAUCAUUUACCUCUUGAAUCAUCAUCUUGGACUUUCCAUGAGUCAACACACCGAUAACAACUACUAUGGUGGUGGAGGAAGUGGAGGAGGGUUUCUUACAGGUGGUUCGCCUUAUGCUGGUGGUAGUCCUGGAGGGUUUGGACGCCGAAACGAGGUCUCGCAUUCACUGAGGCCUAUGACCAUUCAUCAACUUCAGGACGCGUCCCAAGCUCACUCAGAUGCAGAUUGGAUGCUUGACGAAACGGAAAUCGGACAAGUGACCGUCGUUGGCCAGGUCGUUUCGAUACAAAGCCAAGCUACCAACAGUCUAUACUGGCUAGACGAUGGAACUGGACGUAUUGAAGCCCGGCAUUGGACUGAUUCGUCAUUGACUGAAUCCUCUGAGAAGUGGGACGGUGUAUUAGAAGGAACCUAUGUUCGCGUUCUGGGAAACCUCAAAAUGUUCGGUAACAAGCGAUAUAUCAAUGCAACUCAUAUCCGAAAUGUACAGUCGCCUGAUGAGAUAUAUUUCCAUUUGUUGGAGGCGAUGACUGUAACUCUGACAUGGGAAAGAGGACCUCCCCCGGGACCCGGUCAAACACACCGCCUCGGCGCAGUAGCAAAUGCACCUGGUGCUGCUGCUGCUGUGUACAAACAAAGCCAUUCCACUGCAUCCAACGAACAAUACGCUCAUCUUCCAGCACUACAACAAUCCAUUAUUAGCUUUAUUCUCAGCCAACCAACUAGUACCGAAGGUGUACACGUAGGUGCUAUUGCCCGUGCUGUUGGAGGUGACGCUAUCACAAUCAGUGAUGCCUUGGAUAAGUUGAUGGACGAGGGGCAUGUGUUCAGCACUAUAAACGACUCUCAUUUCAACGUAGCGAACUAAAAUGUAGCACUACUAUACGCAAAAAAUGUAUAUUGUAUCUUGUUCUGGCAGGACAAUAGGAUCACUUUGUUUU